AUGCCAAGUAUCCCGGAAGAUGACAUAAUUGCUGAUGGAAGCCAUUGCUUAUCGCUCGCUGAUAUCGAGCUUGUUGAUAUAUUUGGUCGCCGCAGAGCAACACUGCGACUGCGACCUUCCCAUAUUUAUCCCAAUGAAACACUAAUUCAUCAUGGCUAUCUAGGUUGUUCGCCACUAUAUCCAACAGUCGCUAUCUCCUUACGAACUCUCACCGCAUACCGCCAAUCUCACCGGACGUGCCCUCGUUUUAGCGUCCAAGCACAGUGCAAGACUCUGUGCCAUCUUCACAACAUACAUCUUGAAAUACAUUGCUGUAUGUCUAUUCCUUACCACGCAUAUCUCAACAUGCAGUUUUCUGCGGCAUAUGAUGUGUAUCUCGAGAUACUUCAUUGCGUGAAGACUCGCCUCAAUGCUGCUCUUGGACGAAACACUCCCAACUGGCGGCUUCUUAAUUCUUGUCCAUGUUGUGUGUAUAAACUCGAAGGCGAGCCUUCCCUUACUUUUGAAUGGCUGGCGACUGUCGACGGAAACAAUAGCCUCAAACGUUGGGCCUCAACAACAUAUGGCCUAGAACCACGAGAAGAUUCACGCCAGCCUCGUUCGGACUAUUGGAUCGACCAAGCGACCGUCAAUACAUUUCAGAACGAAGUCCGCGCACAGACCUCGAACCAUCCCAGACAAGAUGAUUGGGGUGAUGUUCCGUCUGAAAUGGAAGGAUCCGAAUUUUGGUGCACGGACAGAUGGAGAAAUGCUGGCCCUGAGCAACGUAAGAAGAUGUUCGCUGUUUUUGACGAGUCCGGCAUUUUUAUCACAGCCUGUUGGCACCGGUUUGUGCUUCUUGCUUGCAAUAUGGUUCGGAGCGGGGAACUGGCAAAAUAUCCUUUGGCUCUCCUCAAUCAUUUGAUGUCCGUCUUGGGUGAAAAUGGAGGUUGCGCCUAUGACAUUGGGUGUGCGUUUGCCAAGACACUGGCAAGCAGUAGUUUGGGACCCCGUGCCCUCGCCCUCAAUUUGCGGAUGAUGGUGGGUGCUUUCCACGGGCAUGCUCAUAAUCGGCACUGCCAGUUGGAUUGGCACCCCAUGUACAUUGACGGCACUGGGCAUACUGAGGGCGAGGGGUGCGAGCACGUGUUCGCAUCCUCAAAUGAGCUCGCGCGAAGUACGAGGCACGCAUCUGCAUUUCACCGACACCAGACCAUUGAGGAGCAUUUCUCGUUCUGGGAUGAAGAUAAAUACGCCGCAUUGAGUAAGGUUCAAGUCACCUUUUGA
Molecule: messenger RNA, 1266 nt
Organism: Suillus paluster
Lineage: Eukaryota; Fungi; Basidiomycota; Agaricomycetes; Boletales; Suillaceae
Exons: 4
Coding region: 1-1266 (421 amino acids)
Source: RefSeq, a predicted model, not a curated record